This is a messenger RNA of Amoebophrya sp. A120, 628 nucleotides long. The record is from the annotation of a GenBank genome assembly. NCBI's taxonomy places the organism in Eukaryota, Dinophyceae, Syndiniales, Amoebophryaceae.
UGGCAACGACAACGUCUUUCCCGGCCGCUUCCCCUUCUCCCACGGCUGGCAAAGCAAAAACUUAUGCAGCUGGCUUUUUCAAGCAAAACCAUAACCAACAGCAUCACUAUCAAUCAACAUCGAAGAAUUCAUCAGGUCUUUGUUUUGUGUCUUGCAGUGGAGCGCAACGCAGCACGGCCUUACGGAACAGGAACGCAGCAAACCCUAACGCAAAUGCUCCUCCUUCGCCUCCGUCAAGGAACAACGCUGACAAGCAGCAGGCUGCCACAAUGUACAACUUUUCUCCUCAUCAUGAUCAUGAUGAUUAUCGGUUGUUCGGAGCUACGGCGGAGCACAAUGCCAGCCACGACCAGCUUCUUCAGGAUCAGUCGGAUUUUUCGCUAUCAGUGCGUACGCCAGUGAAAAACAAUGCCGUGAUCGAGCAACCCGGUACUGACGAUGUUGCCGAGCAGGAGAGUUCCCUCUUGGAGGCAAGGGCCGGCAAUCGUGCUUCCGACGUUGUAGUAGAUAUUCCAAGCCCGCCUCCUGGCGUUCUGCUCCUUCACUCUACGACGACAGCCUUGUCGCCGCGACGAGAACGCGAUUUAUUGCACCGGAAUCGCGCUGGCCAUGGCGUGUCGAGCCCGCC